AUGGAGGCCUAUUCACAUGUCGGACCCGGCCACAGUCUCCAUCGCGACGACCGCAUGCGCCUGAUGCGCUCGACCCGGAAGAUUGGAGAGGUUAUGGGCGAAACCCCGCAUCCUGUUUACCCAGCUCAGGCAAGGAAACCGGACAAGAAGGCGCUUCCUCCCGUCCCCCCACCCAAGGAUACCGCUUUGCGGCAUCGACACCGGCCCUCGCUCGACUAUACUCGUGAAGUAACGUCCAAUGGCGCGGCCUCAGCGUCAAUAGCGCGUCCAGUGCUGUUUAUAAACCUCCCAGAGUCUCCACAGCGGGCCAUUCCCCGGCCAUUGCCUACACUUUCACCCACGCUAACACCCACCCUGACGCCGACCCCGCUUCCCUCGCCUUCUUCAACAGUCAAGAGCUUCAUCGCCAAUCCCCACUCCAUUGCGGGUGCGAUCCGUCGCUAUGGCGUUACUAUCAAAGACGAAUCUGCCCGUCGCAGGACCAUGGCAAAGCUGGCGAGAACUCUAGGAGAAACAGUGCCGCCCGCGCUGGUCUUCCCCCCGGACAGCGAGACUGCGAAGAAGGAAGAGCGCAAGGCUCGCAGGCUGACCGUGCGAUCGGUCAAAAGCGACAAGGGCUCUGUGAGAAGUGUAGGGCGGGAAUCGGUCACGAGCAGGACGUCGAGGGAAACAAGGAGUCGGAAACGCGGGGGGAAAGACGAUAUAUCGCGGGGCUGGGUGUGGGUAGGGCGGCCAGAGGAAAUUCCGGUGGGGGUAAAAGUGAAAUUGAAGCCGCGGAGGAGAGUGGACAGUGGGGCACCGCCAUUUAACUGGUACCCGCCACACGAGCAGGAGGAAGAUGACAUACCAGAGGAUGACGAUGAAUAUCUCGAUGAGGCAUCUGCACUGGCACCAUAUAUGAAUGAUUCGUUGCGGGUUCGGAGGCGGGAAGACGGCUGGAGUGGUGAGUGGGUGGGCAAUGUGCAGAAUAUGGAUGAAGUUGUCAAGGGCUUGCGGAGCUUGAAGGUUAGAUGA
Messenger RNA from Mycena indigotica, 1014 nucleotides. RefSeq lists its product as uncharacterized. Bases 1 to 1014 code for a protein of 337 amino acids. The record is from RefSeq and is a predicted model, not a curated record. NCBI's taxonomy places the organism in Eukaryota, Fungi, Basidiomycota, Agaricomycetes, Agaricales, Mycenaceae. The transcript has a single exon.